Equus caballus (horse) is the source of this 2044-nucleotide messenger RNA. It is a transcript of the gene PPIE, whose product is annotated as peptidylprolyl isomerase E. Gene Ontology annotation, biological process: protein folding; protein peptidyl-prolyl isomerization. Lineage: Eukaryota; Metazoa; Chordata; Mammalia; Perissodactyla; Equidae. Gene Ontology annotation, molecular function: RNA binding; peptidyl-prolyl cis-trans isomerase activity. The record is from RefSeq and is a predicted model, not a curated record. Gene Ontology annotation, cellular component: intracellular membrane-bounded organelle.
GCUAGGCAGAUUGCCGGCGAACCGGCCCCGAGUGGGUCCGGGUUUGGGGUGGGACACGUCUCCGGACGCAGAGGGCGACGAACAGCUGUCUAGGCCGGAUCUCUGGCAGUAUUGCCUUGCUUCAGAGUGUUAGCCCGAACAUCACGAUUUUUCCGGAUCUCUUUCAAGUCCGCUAAACUCUAACCGGAACUCUUCACCUCCUGGACUCGGAGCAUUGAUAGAGGGGUAUUAUGGGCCUCCAGAUCCUCGCGCCCAUUCAUUUUGCAAACAUUCACUGUCGCGAUGGCUCAGCCCCGGUCCUUACCCUAAAGGAAGGAGUUCCCAGAUUAGCCAGGUGGACUGGCAGAGGAAGUGGACGACAAAGUUCUUCAUGCUGCUUUCAUACCUUUUGGAGACAUCACAGAUAUUCAGAUUCCUCUGGAUUAUGAAACAGAAAAGCACCGAGGAUUUGCUUUUGUUGAAUUUGAGUUGGCAGAGGAUGCUGCAGCAGCUAUCGACAACAUGAAUGAAUCUGAGCUCUUUGGACGGACAAUUCGUGUCAAUUUGGCCAAACCAAUGAGGAUUAAGGAAGGCUCUUCCAGACCAGUUUGGUCAGAUGAUGACUGGUUGAGGAAGUUUUCUGGGAAGACUCUUGAAGAGAAUAAAGAGGAAGAAGGGUCAGAGCCUCCCAAAGUGGAAACCCAGGAGGGAGAGCCCACUGCAAAAAAGGCCCGGUCAAACCCUCAGGUGUACAUGGAUAUCAAGAUUGGGAACAAGCCAGCCGGCCGCAUCCAGAUGCUCCUGCGUUCAGACGUCGUUCCCAUGACAGUAGAGAACUUCCGGUGCCUGUGCACCCACGAGAAGGGCUUUGGCUUCAAGGGCAGCAGCUUCCACCGCAUCAUCCCCCAGUUCAUGUGCCAGGGCGGCGACUUCACGAACCACAACGGCACCGGUGGCAAGUCCAUCUACGGGAAGAAGUUUGAUGACGAAAACUUCAUCCUCAAACACACGGGGCCAGGCCUGCUCUCCAUGGCCAACUCCGGCCCGAACACCAACGGCUCCCAGUUCUUCCUGACGUGUGACAAGACGGAUUGGCUGGAUGGCAAGCACGUGGUGUUUGGGGAGGUCACGGAAGGCCUGGACGUCUUGCGGCAGAUUGAGGCCCAGGGCAGCAAGGACGGGAAGCCCAAGCAGAAGGUGAUCAUCGCCGACUGUGGGGAGUACGUGUGAUGGGCGCUGUCUCUGUGCUGCCCCUGCGUAUCCAGGAGCGUCAGCCCCAGGGAGCCAGCACCUGAGGGUGUCCCGUUUGCAGCAAGCAGGGCUUUGUGCCAGGGCCCUUCCUCGAGCCAGCGUGGGCAGCUCUGCUGCGGGCACGGCCUGGGCUCACUCUGGGCUCUUGCCCAAGCGUGGCUGUGGCCCCACAGCCAACACUGGUGCCGCCCUCCCCACUGUGGACGGCCGUGCAUGGCCUUUCUGUGGCCUCUGUGCCAGGGCCUCUCCUGGGCCCUUGAGUGUGGCUCCUGGACGCUCCUUCUGGUGAAAUAAAUCCUAGUUCUUGUUCUGCUGCCUACAGCGAAUUCCUGGGAGCUGUCAGAGAUGGCACGGAAGGCCGCGCUGUCCCGCUGAGACAGGUUGGCGAAGGGAUGGGGCACAGCGUCUUCCCCACAGCUUUUCUUUCCUCCCUUGGGCAGAUUCCCUGAAAUGCCAGGGGAUCUAUCUCUGAGCCAGAUACCCUUGUCAGACCAUUGUCGAGACAGUGGGAUCGAAGAUAGUGGGGAAGUUCCCGUCUCGUGCUGCCUCUCCUCCUGACCCCCUGCCGGCCCAUCAUAGAGGCAGCAAGUGGACUCUCCAGUCCCAGCGGUCACUGGUUUAUUUGUUCACUUUCAUUCUACACAGUUUUUAAAUGAUAUUUUAUAACUCAAAGUGCCUCCUGCGUGCCAGGUACUGUACUUAUUCGUCAGGAGACAGGAACUCAGCAAACCCCGUGGGCCUAAGCCAGCCUACAGCCAGCUUGUUUUUGUGAAGAAAGUAAAAUAAAUAAAAUGCAGCCACAUCUGUUUCUUUA